Molecule: messenger RNA, 4709 nt
Organism: Rattus rattus (black rat)
Lineage: Eukaryota; Metazoa; Chordata; Mammalia; Rodentia; Muridae
Gene: Cnst
Product: consortin, connexin sorting protein
Exons: 12
Coding region: 82-2460 (792 amino acids)
Biological process (GO): positive regulation of Golgi to plasma membrane protein transport
Cellular component (GO): trans-Golgi network; plasma membrane; transport vesicle
Molecular function (GO): connexin binding
Source: RefSeq, a predicted model, not a curated record
GUGGACUCUCCGGGUGUGUCCGGGCUGGAACUCUAUGGUCGCCCGCCCUCCGCACUUCCUCUCUAGCCGCGAUCUCACUCUAUGCUCCUCGGUCCGGCGGCCAGCCGGGAGGGGUGCGCAGAGGGAGGCGGGGCGGGAAGGCUAGAGGUGUCUGAUCCUCCAGUGCGGCGGGAGACCCGAGCCGGCGGUGUGACAGCUCGUCGGCCGCCAUGUCAGCGAGCCGGGCUGGAAACAGACUCGGCGCCCGGCGGUAGCCCUUGCGAUGCCUCGGAUGCCCAGGCAUGGAAGGACUUUGACGAGACGCUAAACAGUUCCACAAAAGAUGCGCUAAUGGAUGACAGCGACUCUCCUACAUACAGUCUGCAGAUAGAGCCACAAGAUGGAUGUCAUCCGGGGGACAGCGUGGAAAGGAGAGUGACAUGCUUGCCUUCUGUCUCAGAUGAAAAUGAAAAUCAGCUUGCCGGAGACGGGCCUGCACUUCUGACCACCAGUGACGGUGCCAUGGGAAGGGCCGCAGUGUCUGAGCAGGACAGUCUCAACAAUAACGAAAGCUGCCUGUCCAGCUGUGAGGCAGCCCCCAGGGACAACUCAGAAGGUCCCAAAGAUGACCCGCCUUCCUUGGGUGAGGACACAAAGCCACCUGGAAAAAGAAGUCCAAGGGCCAAAAGAAGCGUCCCUAAGAGCUCAGCACCUCCAGGGUUGGGAGCUGGUGAUGGCGCACCUGUUACACAGAUGCCGAAUGCAGCCUCACAGGCUGCCGGUGAGGAGGAGGCUGCCGGAGUGAACGCAAAUGACCCACCCAAAGCACCAGCACUGCAGCCGCUCUUCUCGCUGAUCCGAGGAGAGGUGGAGCAGAUGGACUCUAGGGCACUUCCCCUCUUCCUCCACCAGGUAGCGGAGACCUAUUUCCAGGAAGAGGACUAUGAGAAAGCAAUGAAAUUCAUUCAGCUUGAACGACUGUAUCAUGAGCAAUUGCUUGCCAAUCUUUCUGCCAUUCAGGAACAGUGGGAAACAAAAUGGAAAUCUGUCCAGCCAAGCACCGAGAAGCCUCUGAGGAAUUCAGAAAAGGGAUUUAAUGGUGAAGAUUUUGAACAGCUUGCUAAAAUUUGCACAACUCAUCAAGACCCUCUCUUGUUCAAGCUUAAGAUAGCACCUGUGGAGCAGUCACCAGGGAGGAAAGGCUUUCCGAGGGUGACAAUGUCUGAAGAGCCGAUGGAGAGAGGAGCAACAGCCAAAGAGCCAGAGAUUGAAACCUGCCCCGGCACGAGUCCAAGUGGAGGCCGGCAUGAGGAGGAGCCCCAGGAGAGCAGCCCUGACUGUCCUCAGAUGGACUGGCAGGCAGCUUCCCCCGACCUUCCAGGAACUGCAGGGAAGGCGCACACGGAGGCGGAGGCGCUGCCCAAUACCACACUGGAGCUCCACACCCAGUCCCCAGAGGCAGCUGGGAGCAGGUCAGCGGCAGCUGCUGCCGAGAAUGCCUGUGAGGACGACAGCUGUGUGCAGGCGCCUCCCACAGAGGACCACCCUGAUGUGGCCAGAGCCCCUAAGGAGGCUCCUCCUAGUGAGCUAGUGGCAGAGCCAUUCCCGAGCGGCGACAUUGCACCGCCUGGGUUGAUUUCAGGGGGUAAAUAUUCACAGACACACCGAAAAGAACUCUGCCUUCCACUCCAGGACACAUUUGAAGCGCUGCCCAGGGACCAGCAUUGCAACAGUGAGGUAGCCAAGCCACGGCAGCCUGAUGUCACUGCCAGUGAUGGGAAAUCAGCACAGAGUCAGGCUGGCUUGGAGACUGGUCCUGAGAGCGCACUUUGUGGUGACAGGAACGCCUCUGACGUAAGCACACUGUGCCCAGAAGUGUGUAUGGCCCCAGAAGAAAGGGGGGACAGGGAAGAGCAAGUAAGCAAGGAAACGGAAGCCUAUCUGAACAGCCUUCUGGAAGGAUGCUUAAAGGAUGCGGAAGACUCCCUGUCCUAUGAGAGCAUCCAGGACGACGACGACUCCGACCUCCUCCAAGACCUCUCUCCUGAAGAAGCCUCCUACAGUCUCCAGGAGAAUCUGCCUCCUGAGGAGAGCGCGCUCUCCCUGGAUGAUCUGGCCAAGAAGAUAGAGAUCGCAGAGGCCGUUCCUGCAGAAGGGCUGGUGUCCAUACUGAAGAAGAGGAAUGAUGCAGUAGGCGGCCAUCCUGCCCAAAUGCAGCAGAAGCCGUCCAAACGCAGAGUGCGGUUCCAGGAAAUAGACGAUAACCUGGACCAAGAUGAAGUCGGCGGUGGCUCCUGCAUCCUGCUCAUCUUGCUGUGCAUAGCCACCGUUUUCCUCAGCAUUGGAGGGACGGCGCUCUACUGCACUCUGGGUGACAUGAAGUCACCUGUUUGUACGGACUUUGCUGACAACGUGGACUUCUAUUACACUAAGCUGCUGCAGGGGGUGGCAGGGCUUAAACACUGGGUCUACCUCUCCUAGCAGCAAGGGUGACAGGCGUGACAGGAAUGCCGACAGACAAAGAAGAUGCAAACUUCCCCGACAGCUUUUAUUUCAGAAGUCAUGAAACAUUCCCCCUCCCUGGCUUCAAGGACCCAAGGACGGACGUUAGAAACAGCAACAUCGAACAGCAGCCCAGAGAGCACCGUUAGAAUAAUCCCCAGCAGAAGGCAGUGCUGACACAGGCCCUGAGGACAGAGGGAGGGAGCCUUGGCGAGCAUUGCCCAGUCCUUGCCUUUCCAGUGUCCUGUGGGGCUUACACUGAGGGCUAAAGGACACUCCUGGUUUACAGUCGUGCUCCGAGGGCAUUGCCUCCCGCCAUCAUGCAAUAAGUUCCUUUGUCAUCAGAGAGAGUCACCUUAUGGCUUCAGUGCCAUUUUUUAGUUAAUCUUGGGAGCUGUGUAACUUAAGCCUUGGGCAUUACUCUAGAUUCUGGUCUUCAUUUGUGAAAUGGUUGUGUGGGUGUGUGGAGGUCUGAAGCAGUGAUCUCGAGUGGAUAGCUGGCAUAGGAUACAAAGAUUACCUUUAUUCUUUUAACUUGACGACAAUGUGCAGGCACAAAUCUUUGGAAAAGGCUUACCUGUGAACUAGAUAAACUGUAGAAACUUUGGCCCUGAACUGAGGAACUAACAGAACUGUGGCAAUGAACUUGACAGGCCUGAAGGCACAGUGACAGAAAUCCCAGUUCCCAGGUGAGAUUUCACCCUGGCUUCUAAGCUGCCUCAAGUGUUGAUUGCUCAGAGAAACUCACUGAACAUCUGUUGUGUUUCUGAGACCCUCAGGAUAGGAGCCCAGAAAGGCACAGUUCCUUGUGCAGGUGUCUAUGGAAGGUGGACCCAUACUUUGAUGACUCAAACAGGCUACCACAUGUAUGAGUAAUCUCAGGCCAUACACUUAGGUGUGUAGAAUUUGACUGUCUAUCAUGGGCUCAUUUUAGACCGCCUCAUGAGGUCCUCACACCGUAAAGAGACAAAGGUCUAGCCAUGUUUAAUUCCAUCAUUAGAUGGCCUUCCCUCAUUUGCGGUACAGUGAUCUCUCACUUAGGAAGCUUUGACUUUUUAUAUUCUAGGUAACAUCUGUUUUUAAAAAUCAUGAAUUAUAGUUUUUUAGCAAGUGAUCGUUAUGUUCUGUUUUCCCAUUAGGAUCAUUUGGAAGGAAGAGAGAGAAAUUGCUUUGUAGAUGUUACUGGCUGGCACAGUACCUUCCUUUGCGUUUCUGCCUAUUUAUUUGGAGCGUGGAUUUAAGGGGCUUUUUUAUGAGUUGCGCGUGUGCCACUGAGCAUGUGUCCCUUCGUCCCACUGCUGCCUAUUUAAUUAGACACUCAGAGUUUGGAUUUUGUACCAUUUCAGCUCCGUAUGUCUCUAGGCUUCUUUUGAAAUUGAGUUUUUAUUUUCACUGACAAUACUGCGUGGCUUAUCUCUUAUCAUGUCACCAUAAACUGUAAUAUUUUCGAUGGUUCUAGAUCAGAGUUAUUUAUUUAGAAGUAUACAGAAUACUGAAAUUUAGAUUCCUUAUACCUAAGGCUGAUUUUAUUAGAAGAUUAUUUUAAUGUCCUAUUAUAAAUUUUAAGACUUUGUAUUCAUAUCAUAUGUAAAAUAGGGCCCAUUGUCCUGAUACUAUGGUUCUGUAGAAGCCACUAGUAAGGUCACCCAUGCAGGCUCCUCUCGACACAAACCUGUUUCACCCUCGUGAUUUCUAGUUGCAGGGAUUUGGUGAUUUUUGUUUCUGCCAAUUUUAUGUCAAGAAAAGUUCAAAUCUCUCUCCUGUUUACCUCCUUACGGUCACUCAAGAGUCCCCUGUGACCUCUGAUGUUGUAUUUGCCUCUCAGCCACCUUGGUCACAUUUCUAGAACCCUGGAUUUCCUGGGAGAAUCCAGCAAACGAAAGAGCUGCUAAUCGGUGACCCGGCUGUGUAUCCGGAGAGCUGGUGCUCACCACUCAAGGAACCAGAGUGACUGGGAGAAGGCUGACCUCGUGACCUAAAGUGGGCGUGAACUCUCACCCAGAAAAAGUAGGGCACCUUUGAAAACUGUAAUCGUCAUUUAUUGCAUGAAUUGGAGUAUCCCCCCUGCAGGUGAGAGGAUGCUGUCCCACGAAUUAGCAUCCAACAACUGUACCGAAAUGUCACUCCUCUCAUUUGGAAGUACUGACGACUACUCAUAACUAGGGUUCUGAAGAACUGUAUCUGAGGGUGUCAAACAAGCUUGUAAUUUAAAAUCUACACCAACAAAA